CUCAGUGCGCUUGUAGCCAGCCACCAUGUCUUUCGUGGACACUCUGCGGCAGUGGGAUGAGGCCGUGACCUGCGCUGACAGAGAGGACUGGGCCGAAGCCCUCAGCAUCUUUCUGUCUAUUCAACAACCCAACUCCAAAAUCUGUUUCGACAUCGGCUGCAUCCAUCUUCUCAAUCAAGACCUGGAUGCUGCUGAAAAGGCAUUCGAUUGCAGCAUCCGUAAGGAUGAGCAUUUGGCGGUUGCCUUCUUUCAAAGAGGAAUAACCUUUUACAAAAAGAAGAGGUAUGAGGAGAGCUCGGCUGAUUUUCAGAGAGCUUACAAAGCACUCAGAAACAACCAGCUGAUAGAUUACAAAGCCCUCGGCCUCAGAUACAUCCUCUAUGCAUGCGAGGUUCUCCACAAUAUAGCUCUGGCUGAGGCUCGGCUGGGUAACUGGGAAAAGGCCGAACAAAACCUGGCUAAGGCCCUCGACUACAAAACAGAGUCCAAACUCAGCAUCAUCGACAAAGCUCUGCAGGCAACUCUGAAACAAAAGCAUUUCAAACUAGUCGAGUUCCCCUUAAAAACAUUGUUCAAACCCAACAAGAACUACGUAGCAGAGCUGGAGAAGAAGGACUACCUGGGUAAAGCAAAGGUUCUUGCCUCUGUCGUUCCACAAGACGAGUUCUCUGGAUUUGCCCCAUUACAGCCACAGGUAGAAGACGGUCCAGCUGCUCCUAAAGAACCAGAGGUGCUGAGAGCUCUGGAAGGGGAGGCCCACACCGUGCUGUUUGAGUUUGUUCCUGAGACCAGCGAUGAGUUGGCUGUAGUGCCGGGCAACAUCGUGUUUGUGUUGCAGAAGGGGGCCGACAACUGGGCAUACGUGGUCUUCAAUGAAAGGAAGGGACUUGUUCCUUACAACUACCUGGAACGUUUGGACAUCUCUCUGGGUUCUAAACCAGUAAAGGGUGUGGCUAGACUUCACAGCCGAGAUGCUCCAAGCAGACCAGAGAGGAGUCAAGGUCGCCCUCUCGGCAGCAGCGGGAACACUCAGCAGCAGACCACGCAGCAAACGAACAAUUCUUGCCUGGUCAAAAUCCACUUCACCUUCAACUUCGCCGUCUCGGUGCCACACGGGUCCCCUUACGUGGUUCUGCUAGAGAAGAUCAGCGAGAAGCUGAAAAUCCCCUCCGCCGCGAUCACCCUGAGCUCAGAUGCUCGAGGGAAAAGACUCGUCGACAACAACACGCAGAUGAAGGACGUGUGGAGCGGUGCGCAGGGUGGGCGCAUCACCCUGUGGUGUACUACCAAAGAGCAAAGUGACGGAAAGUCAGAGACUCAGAGAGAGAUUCACUUGGUGGCGCUUCAUUCCUACGAGUCUUCAAAUCCAGAGGACCUGAGCUUUCAGCAGGGAGAUCAAAUCCGAUUGCUCUCCAGAGUAAACCAGGACUGGUUGGAAGGGCAGUGUAACGGGAACACUGGUAUAUUUCCUGCAUCGUUUGCAGAGGAAGUUCCAACGAAUGAACCAUAACUAGUGAAGUUGGAUACGAAUUUUGUUGCACAUGUAACAGAUAAGAAAUAAUUGUAAGCAGUGAUUAAAGUUGUGUUGCAUUCAAGUAUUCAUUAAACAUUACUGAAAUAAAAA
This is a messenger RNA of Fundulus heteroclitus (mummichog), 1624 nucleotides long. It is a transcript of the gene ncf2, whose product is annotated as neutrophil cytosolic factor 2. The transcript is spliced from 15 exons. NCBI's taxonomy places the organism in Eukaryota, Metazoa, Chordata, Actinopteri, Cyprinodontiformes, Fundulidae. The record is from RefSeq and is a predicted model, not a curated record. Gene Ontology annotation, molecular function: superoxide-generating NADPH oxidase activator activity; protein binding. Gene Ontology annotation, biological process: superoxide anion generation. Bases 26 to 1510 code for a protein of 494 amino acids.